CCGGCAUGCAAAAAUUUUUAAGGCGAAGCCAGCACACAGCCUUUGCGCGCCGAAAGCUGCACGCCAUCGACGCGUUGAAGCAGUGCACUUUGCACGCACGCGCUCGUUCCGGCAGCCCCACACACCACUAGCACUAGGAAGGGCAGCCCACAACAAAAAAACAUGCUCAGUAGCUCCACCUGGGUCGACGCGCGGGCCCUGAAGUACGCCCAGAAGAAGUAUAGGUAUAGGAACCCGUAUUUUGAUAGAAGAUACCGUGGUUUAGUUAAGAUAGCCAUCGUCAUCGGUUUACUGGGCGCCGGCAUCCUCUAUAAAAAUAGGCGAGCCGUGGAGAAGAGGCUCCACCCCUUGCUGUUGUCGCGGGACGACGACGCGCAGUACGGCAACGAGUACGACUUCAGCCAUGAGCUAGCGGGCCGCCAUUCCAGUCAUCCCGAGAGACCGGAGCACGAGAAAAGCAACGAAGUGUGCAGUACAGGAUUACUCUCGGACGAAGGUCGGUGGCCCGGCGUGCGCGCCUGCUGCGCGCCGCACUGUAGUAAAUGCGCCGCCUCGGAAGAUAAGGCCUGCAACGCGCCCGGGAUCAUCAAAUCGGGGAUCGUGUGCCGGGGCCCCUUCGACUCCCAGUGCGUCUGGCCCGAAGAUCAUGAAGCGCACAAGCAUAAAUAUAGAGGGUCGGCUCUCACAUUGCCGGCGGGCGAGCCCACGGACUACGAGCUGGACGCGAAUUCGCCGCUCCUGAAAUGUUCUACCUUGUCGUGCUUAGAUGCGGCAAUCAGCGAACUGCCUGUCUCACGACGUAGAGCCUACGUGCUCCACAUGGACCCGUCCAUCUAUCAAUUAGGAGAUCCAACGAGAGGCAGCAGCGUGCCGCUCGCGCCCCAGCUCAGCUAUCUGCCGAAGCGGCUCGUCGUGCACUUCGGCAUGCGCCUGCGGUUGCGGGACAAUUCCGAGGUGUUGGCGCUGGGCGGCGCCGUGACGGGCGUGCGCGUCUACUGCGUCGUCGUCGCGUGCCGCGACGGCGACGCCCUGCCGGACACCGUGGAACUGGUCCCUUUUACGUCGGUGGCGGACAUCAUGGGCCACUCCGAUGCCGACGUGGCCCAGGCCGCUCGAGCCUACCGGAAGCUGUGGCGCGCGGACCCCGUGCUGAGGGACGUGUCCUCGGCGAUGUACGCGUCGCACCGGACCUUCGACCAGUCCUAAGAAGCUAUAC
Molecule: messenger RNA, 1216 nt
Organism: Pelagomonas calceolata
Lineage: Eukaryota; Pelagophyceae; Pelagomonadales; Pelagomonadaceae
Source: the annotation of a GenBank genome assembly